AUGCCCCUACACUGUGUCCCUACACUGUGCCCCUACACUGUGUCCCUACACUGUGUCCCUACACUGUGUCCCUACACUAUGCCCCUACACUGUGUCCCUACACUAUGCCCCUACACUGUGUCCCUACACUGUGUCCCUACACUAUGCCCCUACACUGUGUCCCUACACUAUGCCCCUACACUGUGUCCCUACACUAUGCCCCUACACUGUGUCCCUACACUGUGUCCCUUCACUGUGUCCCUACACUGUGUCCCUUCACUGUGUCCCUACACUGUGUCCCUUCACUGUGUCCCUACACUGUGUCCCUUCACUGUGUCCCUACACUGUGUCCCUACACUGUGUCCCUACACUGUGUCCCUUCACUGUGUCCCUACACUGUGUCCCUACACUGUGUCCCUUCACUGUGUCCCUACACUGUGUCCCUUCACUGUGUCCCUACACUGUGUCCCUUCACUGUGUCCCUACACUGUGUCCCUACACUGUGUCCCUAAACUGUGUCCCUACACUGUGUCCCUUCACUGUGUCCCUACACUGUGUCCCUUCACUGUGUCCCUACACUGUGUCCCUACACUGUGUCCCUUCACUGUGUCCCUUCACUGUGUCCCUACACUGUGUCCCUUCACUGUGUCCCUACACUGUGUCCCUUCACUGUGUCCCUACACUGUGUCCCUACACUGUGUCCCUACACUGUGUCCCUUCACUGUGUCCCUUCACUGUGUCCCUACACUGUGCCCCUACACUGUGCCCCUACACUGUGCUCCUACACUGUGUCCCUACACUGUGUCCCUACACUGUGUCCCUUCACUGUGUCCCUUCACUGUGUCCCUACACUGUGUCCCUACACUGUGUCCCUUCACUGUGUCCCUACACUGUGUCCCUACACUGUGUCCCUUCACUGUGUCCCUACACUGUGUCCCUUCACUGUGUCCCUACACUGUGUCCCUUCACUGUGUCCCUACACUGUGUCCCUACACUGUGUCCCUUCACUGUGUCCCUACACUGUGUCCCUACACUGUGCCCCUACACUGUGUUCCUACACUGUGUCCCUUCACUGUGUCCCUACACUGUGUCCCUUCACUGUGUCCCUACACUGUGCCCCUACACUGUGUUCCUACACUGUGUCCCUUCACUGUGUCCCUUCACUGUGUCCCUACACUGUGUCCCUACACUGUGUCCCUUCACUGUGUCCCUUCACUGUGUCCCUACACUGUGUCCCUACACUGUGUCCCUACACUGUGUCCCUUCACUGUGUCCCUACACUGUGCCCCUACACUGUGUCCCUACACUGUGUCCCUACACUGUGUUCCUAUGGAUAAAUGGAUAUGGAAUGGAUAA
Ictalurus punctatus (channel catfish) is the source of this 1335-nucleotide messenger RNA. RefSeq names its product keratin-associated protein 10-6-like. NCBI's taxonomy places the organism in Eukaryota, Metazoa, Chordata, Actinopteri, Siluriformes, Ictaluridae. The record is from RefSeq and is a predicted model, not a curated record. The coding region runs from base 1 to 1335 and encodes 444 amino acids. The transcript has a single exon.